AUGCAGCAAAUCCAGGCAUCAGGAAGCAUCCUCAUCGGGCCCAACAAGCUGAUAGACCUCUCCAAGGUCGCGCACGUCUACGUGAGCCCGCGCAAAAGGGCAUACCAGACUUUUGAGCUCGCCAUCUCAGAAGCCGAUAGGAAGUUAUUGGUUGAGGAAGGCCGAGUUUCGAGAACCGACAGGUUGGCAGAGUGGGAUUAUGGUGACUAUGAGGGCUUAGUUUCGGCUGAUAUACAAAGAAUGAGAAAGGAGCGAGGAUUAGAUAAGGAGAGAAAUUGGAAUAUUUGGCAGGAUGGAUGUGAAGGAGGAGAGUCGCCUGAGCAGGUAUCCGAGCGGGUCGACAGCUUGAUCGAAGAAAUUCGUCGAAUUCAGGGUCCGAAUAUCAACGGAGAGAAAGCGUGUGAUGUAGUCUUGUUUGCGCACGGUCAUCUUCUGCGUGCCUUUGUUAAGAGAUGGGUGAAUAUUCCGCUUGAGUUUCCGCUGGCUAUGAUGCUUGAACCUGGUGGCGUUGGCGUCCUCAGCUAUGAUCAUCAUGAUAUCAACCAGCCUGCCAUUCUUGUUGGAAUUGGCCUUCCAUCCCCUCCAGUUUAA
This is a messenger RNA of Trichophyton benhamiae CBS 112371, 591 nucleotides long. Its product is annotated as phosphoglycerate mutase family protein. The record is from RefSeq and is a predicted model, not a curated record. The transcript has 2 exons. Gene Ontology annotation, molecular function: sedoheptulose-bisphosphatase activity. Bases 1 to 591 code for a protein of 196 amino acids. Gene Ontology annotation, biological process: ribose phosphate biosynthetic process. Lineage: Eukaryota; Fungi; Ascomycota; Eurotiomycetes; Onygenales; Arthrodermataceae.